Molecule: messenger RNA, 150 nt
Organism: Trichoderma asperellum CBS 433.97
Lineage: Eukaryota; Fungi; Ascomycota; Sordariomycetes; Hypocreales; Hypocreaceae
Source: RefSeq, a predicted model, not a curated record
UACCCCCCUUUCUCAUUUCAUCACUUUCUCUUUUUCUUCUACAACGAUACCUACCGGGUGGAUGGGAGCGGUGGUGUUCAACGGGAUGAGAUGAUGGAGAAGAAAAUAUACGGCGAGGCCAAGGGGGCCAACAAUGAUGAAUUUCCCGGG